Molecule: messenger RNA, 5507 nt
Organism: Passer montanus (Eurasian tree sparrow)
Lineage: Eukaryota; Metazoa; Chordata; Aves; Passeriformes; Passeridae
Product: phthioceranic/hydroxyphthioceranic acid synthase-like
Exons: 9
Coding region: 2565-5507 (980 amino acids)
Biological process (GO): fatty acid biosynthetic process
Molecular function (GO): fatty acid synthase activity
Source: RefSeq, a predicted model, not a curated record
CCUCACUAGCCCCAUGGUGCAGAGCUAAUAAAAAGACCUAGGGGUUGUCACAUAUAUUACUCUUGUGGUGGGGUCCUUUUUCACCCCAUUAGUUUAGCUCCGGGCAUAGCAGAACCCCGCUGUGCUUGGUGUUAUUAAAACUUUUAUAAUAAUAACAACAACAGUGAUAAUAAGUGUACUGGAAAACUUCAUAGCUGUAGAAUUAAAAAGGUAAAAACUGCUUCCUUAUUCAAUGACACAUUAAUUAAUUAUUAUUCAUUAUAAUUAUAUAUAAAGCUAAUGUUUGAGACUUGACUGAUUGGAAAUUGUUUUGCCCAAAAGCCAGUGCCUUUUCUUACUAGGUUUUCAUGAUAAUGCAGAAUGACAUAUUUGUAUCACAACCUCCUAUUUCGUCAAAGCACUGCUUCAGUGAAGAAAUAAUAUCUAGUGGUUAGUGUAGUAAUCCUUCUUGUGUCCUGAUGGAAACAGGGAUCCCACAUGUAUUUUAGUCUUGAUAUCUACUUGGAAUUAAAAAGCAUUCAAAUUUUUUGUCUGUGUUGUCUUUAAAGGACAUGCAGUCCCACGGAUAUUUCACUCAUGCAUGUUUUCCCACCAGAAGACAGUAAAAACUUAAUUGAAAUAAUAAAUACUAGGAAAAUAAAUAGCUGUUUUCCUGUAUUUGAGUCUCAGCUGGAUGUAAUUGUUUGAGGAAAUUCACAUAUAUUUUGUUUCUCUUUUUGGAAUUAUCAGACAUAGGUCUGAUAGAAGAAACCAAAGGUUUUGUUCAGAGGUGAACACUGUAAUGGCAUGGGAGAAAAAAACAAGUGUAGUGCCUCCCAUUUGACAGGUUUUUGUUUCUUUUUUCAACUUUUUGCUUUUAAAUUUAGACAAAAUGCAUGACAAAUCAACAUGCAACUUGGUGACAAACCAACAUGUUAUAAAUAGGGUGCCUACGUUAGUAACAGACUCAAUCCAUUAUUGCUACAUUUGCUUCCAUACUUAGUUCCUAUUUCUGCUUCUGUCAUUGCUCGAAAGGAUUGGGCAAGCACUUGGGUUUAUUAAUAUAUUCCAACUAUGAUGAGACUAGUGCAAGUCAUUAGCACUCAGGCAACACACUGCUAAACUGUAAACAAAAAUGUUCAGAACCAAUGAUGUGAACAGCUCUUUCUUAGUCCUUCACCAGUGUUCACAUUGUUCAUAUUGUGUUUGGAUCAGUGGGGUUCAGAUUGGUUUAACUUGCAUUGAAAUUAAUGACCACAGGUGUGCAGGAUUCAUUUCAAUAUUCUACUAAUACCUAACUAAUACCUUAAAAUAUGGCAACCAUUGCUUUCAGGUGCUGAUUGUGAAGCUGUAACAGAAUUCCACAGAGAAUUCCUAGUUCACUUGAUGAAUCCACAUUCUGUUCUGCCAGGGAAUGGUAGUGGUAUCAGCCACACUCUAAUAAGAGUGCCCUUUAGAGAUGUGUAAACUAUGGAGAUUCUCAAGUCACUUUCAGACUAGCCAUCUUAUUAAUAAGCCUCAUAAUGAUAUUGAGGAAGUAUGAUAAUUAAGUUAAAAAUCACUAAAUAACUGGCAAUAUGCUCAGAACUGAGAAAGGUGAGUGACUGAGAUAUUCAGCUGUGAAAUGGAGAGCAGAAUUUAAAACUUUCAGAGCAGGUUAUGAAGUUUCUUGGUGGGAAAAUAUAACAGAAUAAUCUGUUUAUUCUGUCCAUAAACAGAAUAAACUGUUUAUUCACAGCACAAUGCUUUUUUGCUUUCUUUGUGGAAACCAUAAGUGAAUGUAACCCUGUGUUUUUAUUACAAAGUCAGAAGAGGAGAAAGAUGAGUUUAGUAGUUGGGAUGAAUUCACAUGAGGGAGAGUGAAAGAAGGACCUAGCCGUGACUACUGGACUUGAUCACUUCUGAAGUUAUUUCUGGAUAUUCCAGUGUUAUUUGGCUUUUAAGCAGAUGGCAGUUUUUAGAAAGAAAGUUCAAUACACCUUUUAAUAUUGUGGUAGACUCAGAAAUACUUUGGGACUUUUUGUCUUUUGGCAAGGCUUUUGUGCUUCUACAUUUAAAUGGUCAUGCUCAGUAAAAGAAAGCAGCUGUGGAAUCAAACAUGAGACUCAGGUUUUAAGUUUGUAGAGAGUUUAUCUUUCAUUUUCACAAAUAAUGCCUCCAACAAAUAGGGCUUUAACACUAGUUCAUAUUUAUCAAUAUUAACAGUAAAUCAAACUGAGUUGUUACUUUAAAGACAGAGUAUUUUAGCUCAUAGUCUUAGGAUCAUAAAGAUUUUAUGAGCUAUUUCAUGGUAAGAUAUCUCAAAUUAACGGUGUUGCUAACUGUAAAAAGUUAGAUAAGACAGAGGUUUUACUACUGUUUUAGUGUGAAAACUCAUGACAUCAAGAAUUUACUACUUCAGGGAGUUAGUUUUGAACUUUAGUCGGGUUUACUGACUAAUCACAUGACGCAUUUUCUGUUUUCCUUUGAAAGGCGUUAACAUUUUAGCAUGCCCAUUUAAAAAAGAAACCACACAGAAUCCUAUAUAAACGACUUCCACAGACAGCCUAUUGCUUCAGCCCACUGGGAUGAUAUAAGCCCAGGAGAUGGAGAUGGAGACUGCAGAUGAAGUUGCUAUUGUUGGAAUAGGAUGCAACUUUCCUGGAGGAGAUGGAAUUGACAAUUUCUGGAAAGUCCUGGAGGAAGGCAAAAACUGCACGGUAGAAAUCCCCCCCGAGAGAUUUAAUGCCAAGGAGUGGUAUGAUGCAGAUGGCAACAAGCCAGGAAAAAUAUGUACAACACGAGCUGCUCUUCUUGAUGAAUUUAAUUCAUUUGACAACCACCUGUUUGGGAUUAACAAUAUGGAAGCAGAACGCAUGGAUCCGCAACAGAAAUUACUGAUAGAGUGCACAUACAAAGCCCUGGAGGAUGCAGGAGUUCCUGUGGAAUCUAUCAGUGGCUCCAAAACAGGUGUUUUUAUUGGUAAGAUGAAAAUUUCAUGGGAAGAGAGAGGAGACUGUGAGGCAGCAAUUUGUGGUGGGGUGAACUGCAUCAUCGAUCCCCGCACCUUUGUAUCUCUCAGUAAAGCCAAAAUGAUCUCUCCAGAGGGCAUAAGCAAACCCUUCUCCAAAAAAGCAGAUGGCUAUGGAAGGGGAGAAGGCUGCGGUGUUGUUUUCCUCAAACCGCUGAAAAAGGCAAAGGAAGACUACAGCAAAAUCUGGGGUGUGAUAAACAUCAGUGCAGUCAAUCAGAACGGCAGAUCCACGACUCCAAUCACGAGACCGUCUCAAAUAGAGCAAGAGAAGUUACUGCGCAGCAUUUAUGAAAGUCGUGUUGAUCCCUCAGUUGUGCAGUACAUUGAAGCCCAUGGCACAGGAACUGCUGCUGGAGAUCCUACAGAAGCUGAGAGCCUGGGUAGUGUCAUUAGCAAAAACAGGUCUUCCAGAGUUUCCAUUCUGAAAAUCGGUUCAGUGAAAGGAAAUAUUGGACACACUGAAUCAGCUGCUGGAGCAGCUGGGUUAAUCAAAGUGCUCCUGAUGAUGCAUCAUGGAAAGAUUGUUCCAUCCUUGCAUUACUCAAAGGAGACGAGCAGUAUCGAUACAGAGAAAUUAAACCUUGCUGUUGCCACAGCUGUAGAGCCCUGGGAAGAAUCCAGUGAGUAUGGAAGAGUAGCUGGCAUCAACUGCUUUGGAUUUGGAGGAACCAAUGCUCAUGUUGUAGUCAGGCAGGUGAAGCAGCCAGAGGCUCUUCCUGCCUUUAAGAAGCCCCUGGAAUUAGUUCUGCUGUCAGCAGCAUCCCCUAAGUCCCUUCAGAUGACAAUGGCGGACACAGCUGAGCAGCUGAGCACAAGGAACUCCGUAACUCUCCCAAGCCUGGCCUACACCUCUGCCUGCAGAAGAAGCCAUGCCAGCUACAGGUACCGAAAAGCAUUUGUCACAAAUUCCCUCCAACACUUGCAGCAAGAGCUGAAGCUGGCAGCGAGCACGGAACCUGCCAUGUCCAAAGCGGAACCACAGCUGGUGUUUGUGUUCUGUGGCAAUGGUGUAACGCUGAAGGAGUUCAGUGAGGCACUGCUGAGCUCAGAGCCAGUGUUCAGAGACAAGUGUAAGGAAAUAGAAGACCUUUUCCAGCAGCACGCUGCCAUCAGCCUCCUGCCAGCAAGAAAUCAUAGCCCAAAGGACUUGCUGAACCCAGAGUUUUCUCAGCCCUUGCUGUUUGCUCUGCAGGUUGCUGUAGCUUCCCUCCUGAAGCACUGGGGUAUUAAGCCUGUUGCUGUUGUUGGCCACUCGGUGGGGGAAGUUGCUGCUGCACACAUUGCUGGGUACCUUUCCCUGGCAGAUGCAGUCAAAGUGAUUUAUCACCGGAGCAGGCUGCAGGCAAAGACUCCCAGGGGCAGAAUGCUGGUGGUUGGAAACAUCCCUGUUGAAGAGAUUGCAGAGCGCCUGCAUCCCUACUCAGGAAAGGUGUGCAUUGCUGCCUUCAACAGCCCCAUUUCCUGCACCUUGUCUGGGAGUGUAGAGGCUGUGGAAGCUGUCCAGAGUGAGUUAGCUGAAGCUUUCAGACAGAGAAACAUCUUUCUUCAUGUUUUAAAAGUUCCAGCUGCUUACCACAGCCCCAGCAUGGACGGUUCUUCUGCCUUUAUUCUGCUAGCUGUGUUAAUUUCACCUGUUCCGGCUCCCGACCACGCUUUCAGUGAAGACAUUUUUCCUUAUAUCCAGUCUGAGUCUCCCCUGAGGCUGAGGACCAUUUCCUCUCAUCCUAUUGCUCGUUACCCGGGAGAAGAGGCCGAUCCGCAGAGCCCUCUAACACCGAGUUUGUCCACUCAAAGAGGGAGGGCUCUUUCCAACACCCCCCGAAUCCGCUCUCGCUUUCCCGGCGCAAUCCGGGCGCAAUCCCGGCGCAUUCCCGGCGCAAUCCGGGCGCAAUCCGGGCUCAUUCCCGGCGCAAUCCCGGCUCAUUCCCGGCUCAUUCCCGGCGCUCCCGCGGGCAGGCGUUGCGCCGCAGUACCGGCGGCGGGCGGCAGGGGGCGCGCGCAGGCCGCGUUCCCGGCCCGGCGUUCCUGUGCCCGGCAUUCCCAGCCCGGCAUUCCCGUGCCCGGCGUUCCCAGCCCGGCGUUCCCAGCCCGGCGUUCCCGUGCCCGGCGUUCCCAGCCCGGCGUUCCCGUGCCCGGCGUUCCCGUGCCCGGCAUUGCCAGCCCGGCGUUCCCAGCCCGGCAUUCCGUGCCCGGCGUUCCCAGCCCGGCAUUCCCGUGCCCGGCAUUCCCAGCUCCCCUCCCGGCGGAGGCGGCGGCUGGGAGGGACCGGGGGAGGUGCUCGUGUCCGGGAUCAGUGUCGCUGCUGGUGGGGUUGGGAGCACGUUUUGCUGCCGCUCAGGAGACCUGCCAGCUUUACGCUGGGCUCGAUGGCCUUAGAGGUCUCUCCCAGGAGGCGCGAUUCCGCAGCGCUGAAAGCUGGAGCGGCCCUUUCAAGGGCUGUAUCACAGGCACCUGCGAUACCGAGCGUGGGUUCGGGGGGAAACUGGGCUCUGGGGAAGCAGCCGUGGCUGGUUAA